AAGCCAUACUGGAACCAAUUUACUGACCUUUUUAAUAAAGGUUUUGGAUCAAUGGAGUAUCAAGCAAAAGGUAGUUGCUGUGGUUAGGGACAAUGGUCCCGAUAUUACGUGUGCACUGAAUUUGUCCGAGUUCACAGCAAUCCCCUGUGUGGCACACACACUUCAAUUAGUGAUCAAAGAUGGUUUCUUUAACAAUGCCAGGAUUUCUAAUGUUGUGACCAAAUGCAAGAAAAUUGUUGGUAGCUUUAAGCAUUCUGCGAAAAACACUAAGUUACUGAAAAGUUACCAGGCUCAGUUAGGUGUCCCAAGUCACAAACUCAUUCAAGACGAACCAACUAGAUGGAAUAGCACUUUUUACAUGCUAAAACGCUUGCAUGAACAGAAGCAAGCUCUAAUUCUUGUUGGGAGCAAUCCUGAGACUAAGCUGUCCACUGAAAUUACCAAUGAAGAUUGGAAAACUAUUGAGUAUGCAGUCGACAUCUUGGAAAUUUUUGAGAAUGCAACCUUGCAGCUUAGUAAGGAAACAUCGACAAUUUCUGAGAUUAUACCAAUGAUACACACAAUUCAACAUGUAUUGGAAACUCGUGCACCUCAGGGAUCAGGACUACAAGGUCUGAAAAAUGACUUAUUAGCUUCAUUGAAGAGAAGAUUUAUGGACAUGGAGGAAAAUCGAACUUAUGCAUGUGCGACACUACUUGAUCCCAGGUUCAAGUCAACACCGUUCAAAAAGAAAGAUAAUUUUGAAAUGGCAAAGAUUCAUGUCCUGGAGGAAAUGAAGACAUUUUCAACUCCGACGUCGGAAGCAGCACCACCACCGGCUCCACAAGAAGAUACCCAACUGAAAAGGAAAGGUUUUUGGGCACAGUACAUGGAAGCGUUUGGCCAGGAAGAACAUACUGGUGAUGGAGAUCAGGAAAAGUCCUUGGAAUCAGAAGUCAACGCUUAUUUGAAUGAAAAAACUUUUGACCCUAAACAGGGCCAAAAAAUCGCCGAGUAUUGGUCAGUAAGCUCCCACAAACAUCUGCGUAAGUUGGCGUACAAAUAUUUGUGCAUGCCACCUUGCACAACUUUCAGUGAAAGGCUUUUUAGUGUUGCGGGAAACAUUUCGGACACAAAACGAAACAGGUUAGAUCCUGACAGAGUAAAAAUGUUGGUAUUUUUGAACCGAAACCUAGAAUAAAUCAUUCUUGUUAUGGACGGUUUGAAAAAAAAUAGGCCUAACAUGGUUAUGCAUUUUAUUUGAUUACAAAUCA
Messenger RNA from Macrosteles quadrilineatus (aster leafhopper), 1253 nucleotides. RefSeq lists its product as uncharacterized. NCBI's taxonomy places the organism in Eukaryota, Metazoa, Arthropoda, Insecta, Hemiptera, Cicadellidae. The transcript has 3 exons. The coding region runs from base 359 to 1180 and encodes 273 amino acids. The record is from RefSeq and is a predicted model, not a curated record. Gene Ontology annotation, molecular function: protein dimerization activity.